AUGGCGGUGGAUACGUCAAACGCACAUCUCUCCAGGCAAAACGGAAUUCCACAGGUUCCAAGACGCUCGGGCACCUCUAAGACCGACACAAUGCUCGCAGUAUCCGACACCAUUGUCUCGACGCUGAAAAAUGUCGGAACAUUGAGCGGGUUACCUUUUAUCCAAGAGGCCGCCUCGGUGGCUCUUACAAUCCUUGAGAUAAUUCAGAAUGUUCGGCAGAACAAGGACGAGUUUCGUCGAUUAGCGAAUGAUGCGUGUGAGAUAACGUACGCGGCGGCUCUCAUGUGCAAUGAAUACGAGAAAAGGCGUCAACCAAUUUCGGAAACGACGAAGAAAGAUUUGGAAGAGCUCGUGAGGAAAUUGAAGACUAUUGAACAAUACGCCAACGAGAGCAUCCAACGCAAAUGGUAUUGGAAGUUGGCACGUAACAAAUCUGACCAGGGCACGAUCGCUGCGUAUCGUCAGGACCUCAAUAGUUCAGUUUCCCUCUUCGGGUUCCAAUCCCAUCUGACCAUCCGCGAGGCAGUUGCAAAACUCGAACAGCAAAGUGAAAAAAUCGCACAACAACAAAUCAAAAUUUUACAAGAAUUGAAGGAUCAAGAGGUCCGAAGAUCCGAAGAGGCGAGGGCCACAACUUUGUUGGGCAAAGAAGAAGCACCAAAGGCGAGGCAGGGAGUGACUCCAGGUUCUGGAAGCCGAUCUGUCUCGCCCCUCUCAAUCAAUCAGAACGUUUGGGGUCUCCGUCAUACCGACUUCGUUGAAUCCCCGACUUCUCAAAUCUCUUUUAACUCAAUCGCAGGGAAUAAGACGAAAACGAAUAAUUCUACGACGAUUACGAAUAACAAUUCUGGGAAUACCCGCAUCACGACGAUCUCGGAUUCGAAUAAUGACAAUUCGGUCCGACAUUAUGGGAAUCACCGCCGUGGGUCAAGGAGGUAA
This is a messenger RNA of Laccaria bicolor S238N-H82, 939 nucleotides long. RefSeq lists its product as uncharacterized. The coding region runs from base 1 to 939 and encodes 312 amino acids. Lineage: Eukaryota; Fungi; Basidiomycota; Agaricomycetes; Agaricales; Hydnangiaceae. The transcript is spliced from 5 exons. The record is from RefSeq and is a predicted model, not a curated record. Gene Ontology annotation, biological process: cell surface receptor signaling pathway.